ACCUGAUAAAGAUUGAUCAGUGCUCAGCAGUUAUGUGCCACCUGUCCAGCCUACCAGCUGGAUCCAACAUGAUUAGGGACAGACUCAAAGAACUUAAAGCUUACUCCCGAAACAAUGAUCGCCACGACUCUGUUAUUGUGUUUAGUGAUGACUUGGCACAAGACAUUCAUUCAUUUCUCAAAGAGGUAAUCGUGAAGAUAAUUGCAGACACACUGGAGGCUCAACUUAAAUUGAACAUUAUAUCUAGUCGUCACGAGCAGUUCCAAAAAAUUGAAGCUUCCAUUCAAGAAAUAAGAGAUUUGUUUGUGGAACUAGCACUUCAUGUUGAAACUCAAGGAGAGAAAAUGAACUGUAUUCGAUACUUAAUAGAAAAAUCAGAAGUAUAUACUGAAACAACUGCAGCUAAACUUGAAAAAGCUCGAGCUAGAGCUAUAAGAAAGCGUCGGCGAUGCCGAAAGAUAAAGCUGGUCCUUGGUUUAACAGCUACUAUUUUUGGCUUGAUUCUUCUUAUU
Messenger RNA from Gryllus bimaculatus (two-spotted cricket), 512 nucleotides. The record is from the annotation of a GenBank genome assembly. NCBI's taxonomy places the organism in Eukaryota, Metazoa, Arthropoda, Insecta, Orthoptera, Gryllidae.